Solanum verrucosum is the source of this 468-nucleotide messenger RNA. RefSeq lists its product as uncharacterized. The coding region runs from base 1 to 468 and encodes 155 amino acids. The record is from RefSeq and is a predicted model, not a curated record. The transcript has a single exon. Lineage: Eukaryota; Viridiplantae; Streptophyta; Magnoliopsida; Solanales; Solanaceae.
AUGUCUCCUUAUCAACUAGUUUUUGGUAAACCUUGCUAUCUACCCGUUGAGUUGGAACACAAAGCAUUGUGGGCAUUGAAAGCUUUAAAUCUGGACUGGAGAAAGACCUCAAGGGGGAGAGUGGAACAGUUAAAUGAAUUGGAUGAAUUGCAAUUCAGAGCUUAUGAAAGUUUAUCCUUCUACAAGGAAAAAAUGAAGAAGUGGCAUGAUGCUAAAAUCCUUAGGAGGGAGUUUAGAGUGGGAGACUGGGUGUUAUUAUACAAUUCACGACUUAGACUCUUCCCAGGAAAGCUCAAGUCCAAGUGGUCAGUACCAUUUAGAGUGAAAAGAGUAAUCACCAAUGGCACCAUAGAAGUUGAGGGGCAAGAGGGACCUGCAUUUAAGGUGAAUGGGCAAUGCUUAAAAUUAUACUUUGGAGAAUGCCAUGAGAUUUCUUUAAUUGAGGAGGUGUACCUGGAAGAUACUUGA